AUGCCGCCUUUCACGACGCCGAGGGCCGACGCGCGUCGCCAUCAGCAGCUACAGCAGCGGCAGCGGAGUCGCGCGCCGUGGCUCUCCGGCUGGAAUCGCCAGUGCCUCGCAGCGCUCAAUCUAGACGUCGCCUGGGCGCGCUUCGUCAAGGCAGUCGGCCGACGGUUUGAGUCUCCAAACAGGCCGGCUAAGUCCGGUUACUAUGCCGGCUGCUACGGAUGGCUAGCCGGUGUAGCGUUCGUCUGCGCGCUGCUCGUCGUCCUCGCGCCGCUUCUCCAGCGCCGCGCGUUCCUCUCACCCUCCGUCUUGCGCGCCGCGUCGUCCAUCGACCGCGAGGCGCUGGCGGUGGCGGUAGAGCGGCGCGGGCCGUACAUCGACUCCGCCGACAUCAGCGCCGCCGCCGCGUGGCCCUCCGCGCUCGACGACCUGCCGCCCGCGCGCGAGUUCGACGCGCGCGCGCGUGACAAUGGGGAUGCAGGCGGCGAGGGAGCGACAGGGAGGAAAGGGGAGGAAGGGGAGGGUGAAACGCGGGAGGAGCGGCGAGAUUUGCGUUGGGGGGAGCAGCAGGGGGAGGGGGAGCGGAGAAUGGGAGGGGACGCGGAGGCAGCGUGUGCGACAGGAGGCGCGGGGUGCCCGUAUCCCGACAUUGUUGUGCGCGCCAAGGGCCCCUUACACGCGCGCAUGGAGGCGGUGUGUGCAGGCUAUGCCAUCACGCAGCUGCUCGCCAUGAAGCUCUCCCCGCCCGUCGUUGACGCCGUCGGUGUCACCCAUCCCCACGGCCCCCUCUCUUCCUCUGCUGCUGGCGCUACUGGCGCUGCUGGCAGCAGUGGGGGCAGCAGCAGCAGCGGGGGAGCAGAGGGGUCAGGGGUGGGCGAGGAAGGCGUGAGGCAGCUGCGGCUGGCGGUGCUGUGGCAGCCGGACAGCAGCGUGUGGGACGCGCACUUCCACCACCUCUUCCAGCCGCUGCCGCUCUCGCCCUCCCUGCCUGACGACCAUGACGCACCGCACAACGGGUCGCAUAAUGACCCACGUGCUGCGGGUGCAGCGACGGUGGCAGUGCUGCAUGAGAAGCCGCUGUGGCUGCACUCGCCACUCUACGCUGAAGGGAGCACUGGUGGGCAGAGCACUGGUGGGCAGAGCACGGGACGAAGGCGACUGGCACAAGUGGCAGGGGGCAGCACAGGAAGUACGGGUGCCAGCAGCAGUGGCAGCAGCAGCGGCGGCAGCAGCAGCAGCAGCAGCGGUGGCGGUGGCAGCACAGUGUCUGUGAGCCUCCACCUGCUCUCGUCCCUGCGCAGCGCUGCUACUAGCAUGGAAGUGGCGCCAGGGUCAGAGGAGGCGAUGGAGCUGCAGGCGUCCAUGGCGGAGUGCUACGGCAUGCUGCACCCCUCGCCCGCCGUGCAGCAGCUCGUGGCACGCGAGAACCUCACUCACGUGCGCCACAGCACGGCCGUGUACAUGGAGGUAGCUGUUACGAUGCAACGUCUUGCUUCCUUCCACAUGCUCCUGCCUUCUCAUACACUCGCCCUUCAGUCAGUGCUCUGCUUUUGUGCCCCCCUUCGCUGCACCCAUCCCAUCCCUGCACCUAUGCAGCCGGUGUUAUCAGGCUGCACGGGGUGCGACGUCAAGCAGCUCGUCAACUGCACGGCUCGUCGCCUCAUGUGGCUCUUCCUCGCGCACCCCACCACCCUUACCACCAUCGCCGCCUUCUGGCCCUCGCAGGCCCUCGCCGUCGCCCACACCUUCCACCCCGCCCGCCAGCCGCACCUCCUCCGCACCACUCUGCACCGCUCUGAACAGUGCCGGCCGAACCCGCAGCGCGGGGAGAUGGCGGCGCCGCCCAUCGUGCCGCACCCGUGGACGCCCAAGCAGAUCGCAGAGAAGCGGCACCGCGCUGACAUGGCGAAGAAUGUCACCCGCGCCGAUGCUGCUGCCGCUGACGUGGCGAAGAGCGUGGCGAGCAGGAAGGAGCGCAAGAAGUGGCUGGAUAAGGCGGUGCAGGCGCAGGAGAAGGGGGACGUGAGAGGCACGGGCGAUGGGGGAGGGGAGGAGGGGAGCGGGGCAGGAGCAGUAGAGGAAGGAGCGGGAGGAGGGGAGGGAGGGAGUGCGAGCUUGAUACCUGGUGUGGAUGGGCCGGACGGAGGGGGAGAGGCCGGGGCGAUGGACGCAAAGGGCGACGCGCGGAGGGAGCGAGUGUUGGAGUUUCUACAGAAGAUGUACGGCCCGGGCAUGGGGGCGCGGCACAUGGGCAAGACGGAAGGCGAGCAAAGGCGACAGAUCAGGGCGAUGCUCAAGGAGCUCAUGGGCAGAGACUGGAAGGCGGUGCUGGCAGGGGAGGAGGCGGGGGAGAAGGAAGGCGAGGGGGACGGGGAGGGGGAGGGGGAGGGGGAGGGGGAGGGGGAGGGGGAGGGGAAGCAGAAUGUUUUUAGUUUGGUGCGAUUGCGACGUUUGCUGCAGUCUGAGGGGGGAGAGGAUGGUGACGAGUUGGGGGAGGGGAAUGAGGCGCAUGGAGGCAAGCGGCAGCAAGAGAGAGGGAGAAACAAGGUGAAGCAGCAAGGUGAGACAAGGGAGCAGCUUCGGAAGCAGAUGGAGGUGGCGGAGAGAGCAGUGGGUGAGAGGGAGGCGAGGGAGAGGGAGGAGGCGCAGAGGAAGUGGGAGGGGCUGGACGCGAAGCAGAGGUCCAUCCGGUGCUCCCAGCUGGAGGCCGCAGAGCUGUUCGCGCUCUCCCACGCGCCACGCCUCAUCCACCUGCACCACUCGCCGCAGGCCGACUUCCUGCACGCCCAUGCCAUCGCCCGCCGCGCCCAGGAGGCUUCGCAGGCUGCCGGUGGGGCUGUGGGGAGGGGGGAGCGGGGCGGCGGGGGGUGGGUGGGGGCGAUGGCGGAGGGCGUGGAGCGCGGCGAGGAGGUGGGGCUGGUGCGCGAGGAGACGGUGUGCCAGGCGCCGGCGACGAAGCCCAUCACGAAGCACCGCAUUGGGCACCAGCUGAUCGUGGAUGAGGACAUUGGCCUGCUGUACUGCUGGGUGCCCAAGGUCGCCUGCACCAGCUGGAAGGUGUGGCUGCGGCAGCAGCACCACGACAGCCACAGCAACGACCUGCUGUCCACGCACCGCCCCUUCGCCUCCAACAUCACUGAGCUGUGGUACGCGCUCUCCGAGCCGGCAGCCAUCCGCGCCGUGACGCGCCCCGACCUGCUGCGCUUUGUGUUCGUGCGACAGCCCUUUGAGCGCAUCGUCUCUGCGUACCUCAACAAGCACGUGGCGGGCGGCGGGCCCGAUGGAUGGGGCAGGAAAUUCUGGAAUUUGAACUUCUUCGGCCAUCUGGCGUACUUCAGGCAGAUGAACAACCGCACGGGUGGCAACUUCACGUUCCCGGAGUUCGUGCGCCUGGUGGAGUAUGGCAUGCGGUUCGACAGGCGCAAGAACAUGGACAACCACCUCGCCCCGCAGUCGUUGCUGUGCGGGUUGGACCGCAUAAGGUACGACCUGGUGGGGCGGUUUGAGCGCAUGGAGGAGGACGUGCAGGCCGUCAUGACACGCCUGGGCCGCCACCCGGGCGACGCGUUUGACUUCGGCAAGAAGAUCCACCCCACCAAGUCACGCGACCAGCUGCUGCAGCUCUACAGUGACGCUGCGACGUAUUUCAAGGUGAAGAGCACGUACGCAGCAGACAUGGAGGAGCCAUUCAAUGCCAUCCACUUCGACCCGCCGCCAGAGCUGCGCGGCAAGUUUGAACCGAAGCCACUUCAAUUACCACAACGCCCCAUGAGAUGA
Molecule: messenger RNA, 3774 nt
Organism: Closterium sp. Yama58-4
Lineage: Eukaryota; Viridiplantae; Streptophyta; Zygnematophyceae; Desmidiales; Closteriaceae
Source: the annotation of a GenBank genome assembly